Molecule: messenger RNA, 501 nt
Organism: Candidula unifasciata
Lineage: Eukaryota; Metazoa; Mollusca; Gastropoda; Stylommatophora; Geomitridae
Source: the annotation of a GenBank genome assembly
AUGAGCAACAGGUUCGGCAGAGAGCACAGGCAACUGCCUCACUGCAUCAGGCUGCUGCCAGAGAACCAGCCUCGUAACCGCCAGGAGUAUCUCAUUAGAAAAGCUUUGAACCCUGAGGAUGCGGACAUGUACUUCGACAACGCCGGCCGCUUUUUGUACGAUACCAAGUGCAUAGCGCAAGAACUGGAGCGGAUCAAGGUGGAGAAGAGAAGGGCGUUGAGCCUUGUCAGCAACCAUGCACAGUUUCUCAAGUCGCUGAUCAUGGGAGAGCCGGAAAAACCCCAGGUGGACAUCGCUUCCAUGAGAGCAAGGUACAGAAGAGCUCAAGCGAAAGCCUCCCAGUCCUUGCUAUCAGCUGAUGUGUCCAGGUCAGAGGAUAGCGAGACAGGAAACAUGAAGCCUAAGAAAUCCUCAGCCACAGUCAGGAGAAGUCCACGGCCAUCAAGUUCUGCGUCUUUCACAAGCACAAUUAUGUCCCCAACCAGCGAUGCUACAUCAUGA